Suillus subaureus is the source of this 855-nucleotide messenger RNA. RefSeq names its product Peroxin 13, N-terminal region-domain-containing protein. NCBI's taxonomy places the organism in Eukaryota, Fungi, Basidiomycota, Agaricomycetes, Boletales, Suillaceae. Gene Ontology annotation, molecular function: protein binding. The transcript has a single exon. Gene Ontology annotation, cellular component: peroxisome; peroxisomal membrane; peroxisomal importomer complex. Gene Ontology annotation, biological process: protein import into peroxisome matrix, docking. The record is from RefSeq and is a predicted model, not a curated record. The coding region runs from base 1 to 855 and encodes 284 amino acids.
AUGGGCGGUGGUUAUGGUACCGGGUACGGUGGAUAUGGCAUGUACGGCACCAUGCCAGGAAUGCCCGGAAUGGGUGGAAUGGGUGGAAUGGGCAUGUAUCCUGGUAUGGAUCCCAAUAAUCCUUCCUUUUCGCAGAGUCUCGAAGCCACGACCCAACACACCUUUUCCCUUCUCCACUCCAUCGUCCAGACCUUCUCGGGCGUAGCACAAAUGCUCGAGUCCACAUUCAUGGCGACGCACAGCUCAUUUUUCGCAAUGGUCGGCGUUGUCGAGCAGUUCAGCCAUCUUCGCAAUGCCUUGGGUAGUGUAUUAGGCCUCUUCGGUCUUUUACGGUGGAUGAAGGAGCUCAUCACGGGCCGCCCUAGUUCCAUAAGUAUACAGAGUGAAUUUAGAGAGUUCGUCAGCGGCAAGCCCGUCCAGGGCCCAAUGGGCCCUCCUCCUAUCAAGCCUAGCCGAAAACCCAUUAUCGUAUUCUUGCUCGCUAUUUUCGGUGUUCCGUACGCCAUGACGAAGCUUGUAAAAAUUCUCAAUGAGCGUGCGAUGCAACAGCAGCAAGCACUUGGUCCUAGUGGUCCACUAGGCCCCCUUGACCCGUCGACGCUUACUUUUGCACGCGCGCUAUAUCCAUUCACACCUUCAUCUCCAUCUGAGCUUGCGCUCAAGGAGGAUGAAAUCGUCGCCAUCAUGGGAAAGUUGGAUCCUAGCACCGGUGUGGAGGUAGAUCCACGGUUAGAAGUGGAGAGCGAGUGGUGGAAAGGUCGGACGCGCGAGGGUCGCGAAGGCUGGUUCCCGAAAAAAUGGGUUGAGGUUCUCGAGCGGAGGAAGCCCGCAGAAGAGGACAAGAAAGUCGUUUGA